CUCUUCCCAUCAUCGCCCGCUUCUCUCGUGAUUCCGGUUUAACCCCGAGCUUGCACGUCCUCCGACGUUCAUCCUCGCCGCAACCGCCUCGAAGGAGGGAACAGAGACAGUAGUGCCUGCGGACUGAAUGCAUAUAAAGCGCAGGUGCCAGGGCCAGGAGAGACAAGCCAGGCCCCGAACACCAUGUUCUCUCUUACUGCUGCAUUCGUCGCCGCCUUCCUCGCCUCUACCGCCGCCGCGCAUGGAGGUGUGAACGACUAUGUGAUCGACGGCGAGACCUACGCCGGAUGGGAGCCGUACAACAGUGCUGAUGGCCAGUCGACCAUCGAGAGGCCGUACAGCUCGUACAACCCCAUCAUGGACGCCACCGACGCCACCAUUCACUGCAACGACGAUGGCACCGCCGGCGCAGGUCAGCAGACCGCGACCAUCGCCGCCGGUUCCGAGAUCACCGCCAAGUGGGACCAGUGGACGCAUCGCGAGGGCCCCGUCAUGGUCUACCUCGCCAACUGCGGCGGCGACUGCACCUCCGUGAACAGCGCCGACCUCAAGUGGUUCAAGAUCGACGAGGCUGGCCUACUUUCGGGCACGGUUGGCGACGGUGAAUGGGGCAACGGCGUCGUUGUCGACACCCUUGAGUGGACGUCUACCAUCCCGGAGAGCCUCGCGCCGGGCAACUACCUCAUCCGCGUAAGGAGCGAGCCAACACGCCCCAGUUCUACCCGGAAUGUGCUCAACUUGAGAUUACUGGCUCUGGUAGCGCCACGCCCAGCGACGAGUACUUGGUCACCUUCCCUGGCGCCUACUCGCCCUCCGACCCCGGCAUCGACAUCGACAUCUACGACGCCACCACGGGCGCGGAGACCACGUACCCGGUCCCGGGCCCGUCCGUCUGGAGCGGUUGAAGGGUGCGUUAGUGUUUCCCUUUUCGCGGAGCAUGGUGGUUUUUCACUCAAUCUGUAUGUAAGUGUACUGGUGUAAAUGUUUUUUUGUGGUUCAAUGUGUUGUACGCGUUCACAUCAACCCUUCUCGAGCCCCGAAGAUCAAGCGUCAACCUUGCAACGAUGGC
Schizophyllum commune H4-8 is the source of this 1069-nucleotide messenger RNA. RefSeq lists its product as uncharacterized. The coding region runs from base 184 to 981 and encodes 265 amino acids. The record is from RefSeq and is a predicted model, not a curated record. The transcript has 8 exons. NCBI's taxonomy places the organism in Eukaryota, Fungi, Basidiomycota, Agaricomycetes, Agaricales, Schizophyllaceae.